UGGGUGUGCUGCAAAGGCGCCACCAAGCUUGGCAAUUGCAAGGCACGUGUCUCUACAGAAGGAGAUUCAAAGAUACGUUUCGGUGCUCAACGGCACAAUCACAAACCACUAAACUGCUGCUCCACGGAAAAAGGGCGCGCGGCGUAACUCGUUCAUGUACGAUCUGCCCUACGAAAUGAUCAACAAUCGCAAGGGCGGUUUGAACCUUCACUUCCGGGGAUACGUGUAUCGGCGGAAAACCAACUUCUCCCAGACGACGAACUGGGUCUGUGCGAACCCGCUAACGAGCCUGAAUGGCAAUGCGAUCGGUUACCCGGGCGCUUGCGCCGCUCGCUGCAUCACGGACGGUGCCGGUGGCAUACGGUUCAGUAAAAAAUGGCACAACCAUGGCCCGAUCGCGGUUAUUACAGAGGUUGAAGAAGACUAAUGAUAAGUUUGGUGUUGACUUUCGCCUAUCAAUAGGCGUGGAAUAAAAUACCUUCCAGCUUUAA
Molecule: messenger RNA, 491 nt
Organism: Anopheles coluzzii
Lineage: Eukaryota; Metazoa; Arthropoda; Insecta; Diptera; Culicidae
Exons: 2
Coding region: 155-427 (90 amino acids)
Source: RefSeq, a predicted model, not a curated record